AUGGACGGAAACAUAACGUACUUAUGUGUACAUCAUUUUACUAUUGGUGGGUUACCCCUGCAAUUUUUUUCAAUUCCAUUUGGCGUCCUUGUCCUAUUUCAAAACCUGCUUACCAUUAUUAUUAUCCACCGUACCCCAAAACUCCACACACAUGCCAAUAUAGUCUUGGCCUCCAUUGCUUGUGGGGACAUAUACUUAGCUCUUGUUUAUAUCGGUGACGGAAUUAUCUACUUACCCGGGGUAAGGAAUACCAUGCGGCCCAACCCUUUCCUAGAGGCAUCUACUUGUGGCGCAGGAUACUCUUCUCUACUUUUGUCUGUCAGCCAGUUGGGUUUCAUCGCAGUGGAUCGCUACAUCCACAUUGUCAACCCACUGUAUUACAUAGCACAUAUUACAAAGCGACGGGUGUAUACGAUAAUAGCAUGUUUUUGGAUUGUGGGGCUGGUUUAUGGCAUAAUCCCAGUAAUUAUGUACAGAAGUACAUCAAAUGAUAACAUUUGUUUGAUUGCCAGGCCACCCUUCGAAUAUAUAGUUGUCCCUGUCGUGCUUUAUCACGUGGAAAUUGUGUUAAUGUUUGUUUGCUAUUUCCGAAUAGCUCGUUUGGCUUUUCAGCGUAAGAAAGCCAGCCACGCUAGACAACUGGGUUUAAAUGGGGACACAUUGAAUAGGGAAAACUUCAAUCACAGUAGAGUGGCAGCGUGGAAAAGUGUGACAUUUUUCGCCACAAUGUGUGGCAUCUUUGUUGUGUGCACUUAUCCUGCAGUUUUAGCUAUUCUCAUCAGUAGUGUGGACUCAUUUCCAUUGUCUGUAUUCAUGCCAUUGAUGUUCUUAUUUUUAAUACAUUCUGUAUUAAAUUUUUUCGUGUACUUCAACAUGAACAAAGAUUUUUGUCAGGGUUUCAAAAAGAUAAUCGCAGAUAUACAGCACAAGUUUAUGAAAACAAACACAAGAAAUGGAAACUAG
Messenger RNA from Candidula unifasciata, 963 nucleotides. The record is from the annotation of a GenBank genome assembly. Lineage: Eukaryota; Metazoa; Mollusca; Gastropoda; Stylommatophora; Geomitridae.